CCCCCGACGAUAUUGAGAGGGAGGUACUUUGUUCAGCUCCGGGUGGACAGUGAGUUAAGAAUAUUGACAAAAGGUCCGCUCUGUCCCCCAGUGCCAUGGGGCCCGCAGCCUCCUCUAAGUUCGUGUCUUUUUCAGUGAUAUCACUAUUGUAGGGAGGGAGGGCUCAGUAGUGAGGGGAAACAGGUAUCUACAAAAGUUCCGGCUUUAGGGCUUGACUGAUUGUUUUUAGCCUAGGCUUCUGACCUAUCAGCCAAUUGAGACAAAAGCCUAAGAGUCUUAAGUCAGAGCAGAUGCAAGGAGGUUAAUUGGCAUGUUGGGGCAAAGCUGUGCUCCCACCCUGGGUGAAAAGGGCCUGCAGGAAUCCAGGACCUGUGAAUUGACUGAGACCUGCCGCUGUGAAGAUUCUGUGGAAAGAUGUACCCAGUGCCAGUGCUCAACCAGAAACUUGACGUGCCCUCCAGGACAGGAAUAGGUAGAGCUGCUCUGGGGACACUGCCUAACAACCCAGGCCAGAGACAUGUUGUUAGGGAUUAAACAUGAGUUAUCCUAGACCUAGUUUGUCAUACUGUAGUGCCUGACAUGUUGCUUUGAUGCUGGAAGCUAUGCUACCAGUAUUUGAAAUACCAGCAGGGUCACCCAUGGUAGACAGGUUUCAAUGGAUCUUCCAGACUAAGACUAGGAAGAAAGGCCUGGUGAUCUGCUUCCAAAAAUUAGCCUGUGAAAACCCUAUGGAUCACAACACAAUAUUAACUGAUACAGUGCUGGAAGAUAAGCCCCCCUACGUUGGAAGACACUCAAAAUAUAUAGUGGCUGCAACAAUGGACUUGAGCAUUGAUGCAGAACUGGACAACAUUUUCUUAUGUUGUAUAUGGGGUUACCGUGAGCUAGAGCAAGCUGAAAGGCAACUAACAGGAUCCUACACCCAGGGCUAGGAGCAAAUGAGCCAGAGUGGAACCAGGACCAGCCAGGGGCAGGGCAGGGAGAGGAGCUACUUUGGCUGACAUUGGCCAGAGGAUGGACUGGAAUGGUCCACUUACCAGACUGGAAGCUGUUUACUGAUCUAGGCAGCCAGCAGUAUCUGGCCUCUGAGUGAGCAUGAAGGAUUUUAGAAUGAGCUCACAACCUCAACUAUGUACAGUUUGACAAUAUCUAUCAAGACCCUCUUCACUUAAGGUUCUAAAAGAGAUGAUCCUAAAGGUAGAAAACAGUUUAAGGGGUAAAGGCAUACAUCUGUUUUUAUUUGUACAAUGAGGUUGAAACAUGCCUAACUAAAAUCCACUGCAUUGAACAUGACUAAAUAGUAAACAUAAAAACCUAUAUUCUUACAUAUAGUCAUUAAAAAAAAAAAAAAACUAAACCUGUUGCCGUCGAGUCGAUUCUGACUCACAGUGACUCUAUAGGGCAGAGUAGAACUGCCCUAUAGUGUUUCCAAGGGGUGCCUGGCAGAUUCGAACUGCUGACCUUUUGGUUAGCAGCCAUAGCACUUAACCACUACUCCACCAGGGUUUCCGAAUAUAUAUUCAUAUAUACAUGGAAAUCUGUAGAACAUAUACUGGUAAGAAAUAUAUGACUACAUUAUUCUGGUGGUGGAGCUAAGAGAUUUUCUAUUUUGUGAUAGAAAGAUGACCACAGUUUCUGCAUAGAGCACAGGUGAUAGUCAUGAAAAAUUACAGUGUAGUGUCAGGGAGAUAUAUGAGCCCCUUAAGGAAAAGUGAGAUAUGUGACUAGGGAGAUUUAAAAAUGAGGUGUGAUUAGAGCACAGUAUUAGAACAGCUGGACUAACUGAUACAACAAAACAGUAAGAACAACCUAGUGAAGUAAAAUAAUGUGAUGAGUAUUUAAGCACAAUCAGUUAUACCACCAACACCCCAAACCAAAACCAAACCCAUUGCCAUUGAGUCGAUUCCAACUCACAGCGACCAUAUGUGAUAUGGGAUAGAACUGCCUCACAGGGUUUCCAAGGAGCAGCUGGUGGAUUCAAACUGCCAACCUUUGGUUAGCGGUCGAGCUCUUAACCAAAACCCCAGUAUACAGUAUUUUUACACACAUAACACAAGCUUUGUGCAUUUGUUUGCAGGUGACACCACCUCCCCCACCCCAGGUAAUUUUGUAAGCGGCGCUGUGAUAAUUUUUUUUUUUUAACAGCAACAUGUGGAAGAGGAUUGGCAUGGUGGCAUCAAAGUGGGCGUGGGGUGGCACACCCAGCAAACACAGAGGGGGUGUGUUAUUUGUGUAAAAACAUGAUAGUUUUUAAAGUGUAUAUAUGCUUAUUUAGUAGCAGAUAAGAAGCUUUACCUAAAUCUGUAGGCUGGUAAUUCAAGAGCUGGGUCCAGAACCUUGGUGAUCAUAGUGUAUUCAAAUGCUCACAGCAUAGAGGCCUCACCUGGAAGCCCGUUUGUAAACCCAAUUGGGCCAGAAACUAUGAUAAUUAGUUUAAUGGUCCCCUUCCCUCAGCUUUUGGGAUUGCUGGGGCAGAGCCCAGGCAUAAGGAGAGAGCCCAGGGCCUUACUAGGGCAGGGGAAAAUUGGGAAUGGUUCUAGGAGCAGCCAAAGUGCAGAGUCAGGGACCCUGAGAUGUGGCAGAAAGAAAAAGGACUGGAGCCUAGGGAACCUGGAACUGCCCCUCUUUUUCCUAAGUCGUAAAGGAUCUCGCAUUGUGAUAACCACUAUCAGCAUCCUAUGGAGUCUGUCCCAUUUAAAAUAUUUGCAGAAGGAUCAAUUUAUAAUAAUGUGGGAGCAUUAUUUAUAACUGAAAUGAAUAAAUGAGACACUUUUUUUUUUUUUAGGGAAAUGGUCAGUUAAUAAAUGGUAAUAUUUUCCACACUGCAGACAGUGACCCAUUACAGGGUGGAGAAAUCAGUUCAGUGGGUAGAAUGGAAUAAAGUUUUUUUUUUUUUCCAGAUACAUAUUUGUGAUUAAAAAAAAAGUCUGUUUUUCACUAUGUGUCCAUGUGAAAAAAGCUUGAGAAACAUGUAUGGGACAUUCAUACAUUGUAAUAAUAAAUAUACAUUAAGAAGACUGAGGUAGAUCUGUAUGUACUGACAGGUAGGGUGUCCUUGCCACAUGUGGGCUAAAAAAAAAAAGUAACACAACACUCUUUAUAGUGUGACCCCUUUAAAAAAAAAAAAAAAAAGGCAGUUUACAAAAUAUGCUUUUAUAUAUGUUGGCUGUUGACUCCCCAAAAGCUCACCAGAAAAAACCCUUGAUCAUGCAAAGCUGAGUUUGUUAGAAUUCCUACACCACCUUGACAGACUCUUACUACAGUCUUAAAAAAAAAGAAGAGGAAAAUUAGGGAAGGCCUUUAUAGGGCUUUAGGGCCUCAGCUUGGUGAUUUUUAAGUCAGGUCUUGAAUAGUUGGGAGCUGGUUCAGAUUGGGCAGAAACUGCAACAUAAUAGUUUUAAAUUGGUGGGCGCAGUAAAGUGAGAAUCUUGAAACCAGUCUUAACCUGGCAAGCUGUUAAAAAAAGUUAGUCCUGAUAAAUUAGCCAUUUUAAUUGAUUCACAGUCUUAUCUUUCAAGAGCAGAUAUUUCCUGGAGCAAGUAGUUAAUUUAUUAUGCGUGGACCCAGUAUUAUGUAGCAUAGAAACAGGAACGUAUGCUUGGUCCCAGAAUAGUUUACCACACAAACAGGAAAGUACAUCACUUUCAGUUCUCAGAUCCCCUUUCGUCAUUAUUGAGCCUAAGCCGGAAGGUAGGCUGUUACCUUCUGGGGGACAUGCUCAGUCCAGAUCUACACUGCCACUUCAUUUGUCCUGAUCAUGUAGUGAUUCUGAUAGUAGAUGUUUCAACGUCUACAGAGAAGAUAUGUGUCAGAGACUACCAGAGUCCACCCAGCCAAAUUCAGAGCUUGAUGGAGGAGAGACACUCUCUCCAUAUUUCUUCUGUAAAGUAAAAGCCAUCUUGGAGAUCCUAUCCUGGGUGCGAGCGAUGGCGCCCGGCCAGAGGGCGAACCCAUGCAGCAGGGCGAUCCCGUGCAGCAGGGCGGCCCUGUGCAGCCGGGUGAUGCAGUGCAGCAGGGCGGCGCUAUACAGCGCCGAAGCCGACGGGAAGGGUUUCCACUCCGGGAAGGGAUGCCUUUUGUACACUUGCAGCACUGGUGCAGGUUUAAGCACUUUAUGAAACCAUUGGUGCUUCACGUUGAGGCGUGUCUGCUGGAAAAGAUAUUCGGCCCAAGCAGAGUCCUCCUCCCGGGGUUCGAGCGCGAGUUCAAAGUCGUGCUCCAGGUGGGAGAGCCAGACUCUGAUGGCAUGGUUGAGAUCCUCAUCUCCGGGACACACUGGUACCGGAAACGCGCUAAAAGGCUUAUUCACAUCUUGGCGGCGAGGUCCCGAAGGAAGCAGUCUGGAGGCACAGUGAUGCUCGGUCUGGAAUCCAUGAAGUCACUUGAAACCGAGGAUGCUCAGUCCAGUGCUUUCCUCUCAGCUGAAGCGAUGAGCAGCCUGGAUAAAGCAAUGCAGUCCCUGGAAAUAGGUCGGGAGACUGUCGGGAAACCUGUUACCAAAGCAUUGUGAUCUUUUUGAUCAGAACCUCAGUGCAUGGAGUGGGGCUGUGUCAGGAGCCUUGGCUUCUGCAGCCUUAUCUGAAUUCUGCUUUUUUGCCCCUAUGGCUGAGGGGAAACAAAUGUUUUUUCACCCUCCCUACUCCUACGCAGAGACUUGUUUAAAGAUUCAAACAUGAAUUCUAAUAAAAAAUGAAAAAACAACAUAUCUGGAUUAGUGUUGAUGGGAGAAAAAGGCUUCCUUGCUUUGUUGUGAGAUCAGAAAAGGCUAGGAAUUACCAAGGAUUGGUUCUGCUUUUCACAGUUUUCUGUACUAGGUAGCUGUGACUAGGAGUUGUCAUGCCCCAGGUGGGAGAAGAGGAAUAUUCCUGUUUACUCUUUCAUUAACGCUAAUCUAGAAAAAUUGUUUUCAACUUUACAACUUUUACAACUUUACAAGUCAGAUUCUUUUUUUUUUAAUACUUUAUUGUGUUCUCAGUGAAGGUUUACACAGCAGCUUAGCACAUUCAACAAUUUCUGCACAAGUUGUUCAGUGACAUUGGUUACCUUCUUCACAAUGCCAGAACAAUCUCUUUUAUUUCCACUCCGGUUAUUCCAUUUCCAUUAAUCUAGUUUCCUGCUCCGCUUACAUUCUCAUUUUUGUUUUAAAGUACCUGCUGACUGUUUGGUCUCGCAGAGGUGAUUUUUAAAGAAGCGUAGUACUUGUGAGUGAUAUUCAUUAUUUUGUGAGCCAAUUUGUUAUUUAGCUACAAGGUAACCUCAGGGGCUAGUUUUGAUUCAAGGUUUGAAAAGUAUCUCCGGGCAAUAGUCUCAGGUUGUAAGUGAAGUACCUAAGUGUUGAAGCAUCAAUAACAAACUGACUUCAUUCUGCUUAACUUUUCGUUAAAAAGAACAAGUCUAUCAUGUCUUUCUUUAAUAACUUCAGUGGCACAACACAUACUAUCAGUGAGUGCACAACUUACUACCCAGCUGUAGCGAAAGCAUCAGUGUGAAGUUAUUCUGUACAGAAUAGCUUCUUGAAUUCAACAAUUUUACUGUCACUUAUUUCUGUACAUUUUAGAGUAUUAUUAUGAAUUUUAAAAACAAACAAAGGAUUUCAUCUCACACCAAAUGAUGCUGCAUAUUCCGGGUCACUGACCAAUUACUUCUAGAUCACAUCCCAAAACCUGUUGACCAAACCUGCUCCCCCCCUUUUUUUAAUUUUAAAAUAUCAUUCGUUGAGCAUUUAAGAUGUGCCACGUUCUUCAUUAAGUGUAUUAUUUAACCUGCUUUUCCUAAUCUGUGAAGUAAAUGUGAUCAUACCCCAUUUUACAAAUAAAAGGGCUGCCUGUAUUCUUAGUUUCCUAGUGUUGCUAUAACAGAAACAUCACAAGUCGGUGGCUCUGGAGAACAGAAAUUUAUUAAAGUUCUGGAGGCUAAAAGCCCAAAUCAGAGUCUCAGUCAUAUGAAUUCCUUUCUUGUCAGUAGCCUGGGGUGUUUAUUGGUUCUUUGGUAAUCCUCACAUGGUAUCUAUCUUCCCCAGUUCGGAUGUGCCUCUGUGUCUAAUCUGCUCUUUAUACCUUCUAUGAUUGAGUUUAGGACACAUCCUAUGCUGGUGUGACCUUAUUAGCAUAACAAAGAAACAUCUAUUUUCCAUCAGGGUUACAAGAUUCCAAUACAUAUUUUGGGGGCACAAUGCAAUCCAUAACACCUACCUUUUGCCAUUUUUCUUCUCAUAUGAAUACAUUCUCUCACACUAGACUAUAAACACCUUUAUGGUAGCUGAGAUAUUUAUACUUUCUUCUACCCCUGAGGCCCUAGCUAGGUACAGUUAAUCCUUGGAUGGUUACUAACUACCAUAUGUAUUAACCAUUAGCCUUAAUGCAGAUGUGUUAUAAAUGAAUAAAAACCCACUGUACCAUGUGGCCAGGGGACCAUUUGAGCCCCUGUGUAAGCUGUAAACCUGUUGCCUGUCAAGUCGAUUCUGACUCACAGUGACCCUAAAGGGCAGAGUACAACUGCCCCAUAUCGUUUCCAAGGAAUGGCUGGUGGAUUUGAACUGCCAGCCUUUCAGUUAGCAGCCUGAGCUCUUAACCAGUGUACCACCAGGGUUCCACAUAUGCUGUAGAGGAUCUUAAUUAUCAAGAAAAGUUGCUGCUUAAGUUGUUGUUGUGUGCCAUUGAGUGAAUUCCGACUCAGCAACCCUGUAGGACAGAGUAGAACUGCCCUAUAGGGUUUCCUGGGCUGUAAUCUUUAUAGGUGCUGGUCUCCAUGUGUUUUCUCCUGCAGAGUCACUGGCAGGUUCCAACAACUGACCUUUCAGUUAGCAGCUGAGCAUUUAACUAUUGCGCCACCACAGCUCCUUUUAAGUUGUAUAUUAUCAGGAAAAUUUACUGAAAUGUUUUUUUUUUUCCCAUUUCCCUCACUGAUAAGAUGGGGCCCCAGAUUCUUUUCAGCCUCAGCUCUGAGGAAACAACUUGCUGCUGGCCUUGAAAUUACUUGCAGUACGUGCAGGAGUUUCUGGUGUUAGUCACCAGCCAAAGCACAGGGUAAACAGGAAGCUCCAGAGAGUCUCCAAUGGCUCCAGACCAUGUAACACUGGAGACUUCUCCAAGGAGAAAAAGCCCAGACCUCACCUUCGGUAGCUUAGUCUUCCCAGUUACCCACAGCCUGCAAGAGCAAGGCAAGGUGGACCGAUGGUCAGCAGCAAACACUGAAGGGCACCGAUGUCUAAAGCUUCUUUGUAAUCUUCCACAUCAUUCAGCUUGGCCGUGAUCAGACCAGAUUCUUGUAGGGAUCCUAACUUAAGGCUCUUUCAGGCCAGGGCAGUGGUCAGAUGCUUGAGGACUCUGGUCAGCUGGGGCCUGAGGCCUCUGGGACUGGUCUGCUGCAGGGGGCGUUGAUUCUGUGCUGCCUGAUUGUCACUGACAACGACCUUGGGGAUCUGCCACACUUAGGCUCAGAGGAGCAGUGCUUCAUCUCUGUCUAGAGCUGCAAAUCUGCAUUUUUUAAAUAAACUUUGAAAUUUUUUAAAACUGUUUUAGAUUUACAGAAAAUUGUGAAGAUAGUACAGAGAGUCCCCAUAUUACCCCACACUCAGUUUUCCCUAUUGUUAACAUCUUACAGUGUUGUUAGUUGCCAUCAAGUUGACUCCGACUCAUGAUGAACCUAUGUACAACAGAACAAAACAUUGCCCAGUCCUAUGCCAUGGUGGACAGGUUUCAGUGGAACAUCUAGACUAAAACAGACUAGGAAGAAAGACCUGGCAACCUGCUUCUGGAAAUUAGCCAGUUAAAACCAUCUGGAUCGCAACAUUGCUGGAUCACAACAGUGCUGGAAAAUGAGCCCCCUAGAUUUGGAAAACUGAAAACACAUGGCAACCCCAUGUGUUACAGAGUAGAACUACCCCACAGGGUUUGCUUUGCUAUAAUCUUGACAGAAGCAGAUGGCCAGACUUUUCUUCUACAGUGGCUCAAACUGCCAGCCUUUAGGUUAAUAUUCGAGUGCAAACCAUUUGUACCGCCUAGGGACCUCCUAGUUUGGAAGGCACUCAGAAUACCCAGUGCCCUUAACAUCUUACAUUAGUAUGGUACAUCUGUUGCAAUUGAUGAACUGAUAAUUAUUAAUAACAUACUGUAUUCUUACACAAAUACCAGACACCUAUGUUUGCCAAAUGUGCCCUCCCCUCUUGAGGUAUUUUCAUAAGCACCGCUAUGCCAAUUCUUUUCUACAUGUUGCUGUAGAAAAAAUUAGCAUUGUGCACUUAUGCAAAUAACUUGCAGGGGGAGGGCACAGUUGGCAAAAAACAGGUAGACAGUGUGUGUUAUUUGUAUGAGAAUAUGGUAUAUGUGUAUAUGUAGUAUACAUGUAUACACAUAAAUGUAUAUAACGUUAUUAACUAAAGUCUAUAUUCAAAUUUCCUUCAUUUUUAACCUAAUUUCCUUUUUCUGUUCUAAGACCCCAUCUAGGAUACCAUGUUACAUUUAAUGGUAUCUUUUUACACUUUUCUUGGCUGUGACAAUUUCUUAAAUUUUUCCUUGUUUUUGAUAACCUCGAUAGUUUUGAGGAGCUCUGGUCAGGUAUUUUAUAGAAUGCCCCUUAGGUGGCAUUUGUCUAAUGUUUUUCUCAGGAUUAGACUGGAGUCUUGGAUUUUGGAGAGGAAAAUGCUAGAGGUAAAGUGUCCUUUUCAUCACAUCAUAUCAAGGGUACAUACUAUCAACAUAACUUCACUGCUCAUGUUGACCUUGAUCACCUGGCCGAGGUAGUCUUUGUCAGGUGUCUCCACUGUAAGGUUUUGUUACUCCCAUCACUCUAUCCUACUGUAUUCUUUGAAAGCAAGUCACUAAGUACAGCUCAUACUUAAGAAAGUAAAGACUUAUUUUCCACCUCCUUGAAGGCAAAGUAGCUACAUAAAUUACUUAGAAUUUUUCUGCAUGGGAAAUUUGUAUAUUGUCCCUGUGCUGAGUUAAGUAGUGUCAUGUCCACCAAAAAUUCAUGUCUACCCAGAACCUGUGAAUGUGACCUUAUUUAGAACAUCACUUCAUUGACUUUUUGCACAAAAAUAUUGCUUUUUUGUGGAUGUAAUCUAGCUAAGAUGAGGUCAUGCUGGAUUAGGAUAGACCCUAAAUCCAAUAUGACUGAUAUCCUUUAUAAGAAAAGGAAAAUUUGGACACAGAGUCACAGACACACAGGGGAGAAGGCCAUGAUGUGAAGAUGGAGGCAGAGAUUGGAGUGAUGCGUCUACAAGCCAAGGAAUAUCACGGAUUGCUGGCAACCACCGAGAGCUGGAAAAGGCAAGGAAGGAUUCUUUCCUAGAGUCUUCUGAAGGAGCAUGGCUCUGCCCCACCUUGACUUUGAACCUCUAGCUACCACAGCUGUAAAAGAAUAAAUUUCUAUUGUUCUAAACUAUCCAGUUUGUGGAAAUUUGUUACACCAGCCCUAGGAAAUUAAGACACUUUCCCAAUUCUGUCUUUUAUUUCUAUCACUAUGGACUCAUGUGCUAAUAAUCUGUUCAAAAACCAGAUUUUGGUUUUGUUCAUCCUGUCUUAGUUUCCUAGGGCUGCUCUAACAAAAUAACAGAAGAUUUUUUUUUUUUCCAGUUCUGGAGGCUAAAAGUCCAAGUCAGGGUAUUAGCUGUGCUGAUUCCUUCUGAGGACAGAGAAACAAAGUGUUGUUCCACAAAUCUCUCCUAGUUUUUGGUGGCUGUGGGCAACCCUUGAUGUUCCUUUGCUUGCAGCUACAUCUGGUCUGUUACAUGGCCCUUCUUCCUCAUGUGCGACUCCCUGUUCUCCCCUUUUAUAAGACACCACUCAGAAGGAUUUCCACCCACCCUUCUCUGGCGUGACCUCCUUUAACUUAAUUGUUCACAAAAGAAAAACCCUAUUUCCAAGCAGUCAUGUUCACAGGUACAGGAUUAGGACUUCAGUAUAUCUUUUUGGGGAACACAACUCAAUGCAUAACCCUCUCAUAAUUUUGUCUGUGUAUUUCAUAUUCCAUUGGUUUCUGCUUUAACCAUUUUAUUUCUUAAUUUUUUGUUUCUUUGGGAUUUGUCAUGAAUUGAAUUAUGUCCCCCCAAAAAUGUGUUUAUCAGUUUGGCUGGGCCAUAAUUCCCAGUACUGUGUGAUUUUCCUUUGUGUUGUGAAUGAAUCCUGCCUCUAUGAUGUUAAUGAGGGUGGACGCACAGCAGUUGUGUUAGUGAGGUAGGAUUCAAUCUACACUUGUGGUAUUUCUGUUAUAGCAGCGCUAGAUGACUAAGACAGAAUUUGGUAUCGAAAGAGUGGGGUGCUGCUCUAACAGAUACCUAAAAUGUGGACGCAGUUUUGAAACUGUGAAUGGAUAGAGAUGAGACAGUGGCCGAGGACCAGCACAGCAGAGAACCUGCAGCAGCAGAGAAGCGACGACAGCAGAGAACCAGUUAACAGCAGAACCAGGAGACCAGCAAGAGACGGCACUAGAGCUGAUCCACGGAGCGAGAGAACUGAGUGCCUGUACACAAGAGGCCUCCUGGAGCAGUGGGGUGCCUCCAGGCACUUAUCGGUGGAGCUAGAGCCAGGGAGCCUUGGAACACUUGCCCUAGCAAGGCAGAUGCGGGUGUGAGGCCCCAGGAGCUGAGAGGCCAAGAAACCAGGAAACAGAAGCUGAAGAGACAAGGAACACAAGAAGCCAAGAUGCCUCAGUCUCAAAAGGUAUGCCCAUGACCUCAGGGGUUUCAAAGGGUGGAGCCAUGGCCUCUGGUAUUUCUAAGGGUGGAGUCACCAUUCAGAUGGUCUAGGAGAAUGGUGCACCUAAAGAGUUGCUGUCCCAGCCGGCCUGGAAGGCAGAGCUGAAGUCCAGGGCCCAGGGGCCUUCACUUAGAAUCUGGAGAGUGUGGCCAAUACCUAGAGUCUGGAUGGCAGGGCUAUUAUGUAAAUUGCCUUAGAGAACAGAGGAUUAUUUUCAAGCCUUGACAGCUAAUGUAAUGUGGUCUGCUAACCUGCUUGGUGCCUGUGACCCCUUCUUUUCCUCCAGUUUCUCCCAUUUGCAAUGGCAGUGUCUGGCUUGUGCCUGUUCUGCCAUUGUACCCUUAGAAGCAGAUAACUUGUAUUCUAGAUUUCAUAGAUUAAGAGGAAUUUUUGGAUUUGGGACUUGGAGUUAAGACUUUUGCUAUGAUAUGAUGGGGUGAAUAUGUUUUGCAUAUUGCAAGGAUGUGAUUUUUGGGGGCCCAAAGGGUGGAAUGUCAUGGAUUGAAUCAUGUCCCCCCGCAAAAUGUGUAUAUCAGUUUGGCUGGGCUGUGAUUCCCAGUAUUGUGUGAUUUUUCUAAAUGUUGUAAAUCCUGUCUCUAUGAUGUUUAUGAGGGAGGAUAGGCAGCAGUUGUGUUAGUAAGGCAGUACUCAAUCUACACUCGUGGUAUUUCUGUUUAGCAGCAUUAGAUGACUAAGACAGGAUUAUUCUGAUUUUUCUAAUUUUUUGAGUUAAAUGUUUACCUCAUUUCUUUUCCUUCUUUCUUGUUUUUGAUAAUUACACUACAAAGAGGGAAAUUUAUUACUUUUAAAGUUUUAUAAUAAAAUGUUUAAUUUCCAGAUCUCCUUUUGUAAUUGAAUUUUUAUUUACAGAACAUAUUGUAUUCACGAUUUUUUGUAAUUUACUGAGGAUUCCAUUGUGACCAAUUUGAAGUAAACUUUGGUGAAUAUUCCAUGUGUGCUUGAAAAGGAUAUGUAUUCUCUACUUGUUAGGUGGAAAAUUCCUUGUCAAAAGAUCAAGCUUAUUCAUUUGAUUUAUUGUUUCU
Loxodonta africana (African savanna elephant) is the source of this 11740-nucleotide messenger RNA. Its product is annotated as developmental pluripotency-associated 5 protein-like. Bases 3953 to 4510 code for a protein of 185 amino acids. Gene Ontology annotation, molecular function: RNA binding. The record is from RefSeq and is a predicted model, not a curated record. The transcript is spliced from 5 exons. NCBI's taxonomy places the organism in Eukaryota, Metazoa, Chordata, Mammalia, Proboscidea, Elephantidae. Gene Ontology annotation, biological process: establishment or maintenance of apical/basal cell polarity; embryonic pattern specification. Gene Ontology annotation, cellular component: protein-containing complex.